This is a messenger RNA of Seriola dumerili (greater amberjack), 2232 nucleotides long. RefSeq names its product ankyrin repeat and SOCS box protein 2-like. NCBI's taxonomy places the organism in Eukaryota, Metazoa, Chordata, Actinopteri, Carangiformes, Carangidae. Gene Ontology annotation, molecular function: protein binding. Gene Ontology annotation, biological process: intracellular signal transduction. The transcript is spliced from 11 exons. The record is from RefSeq and is a predicted model, not a curated record. Bases 1 to 2226 code for a protein of 741 amino acids.
AUGUAUCAUGAGGUUGGAGACAGGGAAUCCAAGCUGGCCAUGUUCAGAGUCCACAUUGUAGAGGUGACUGUUCAGAGUUGCAGUCAGAGGGUUGUAGCUUCCUGUGUGGACACCAGUGGUGAGGUGGAAGGAGGUUGGCCUGGAGGUCUGCUGAAGCAGCAAACAGGCACUGGAGAGUCAGAAGUUUUUCUUCAGUUUGUUCCUGACGGUGAAACUCAGUUGUCCUCCAUCAUGGCAGCAGCCAGCAUCUCUCGCUCUGGAUCAGCAGCUCUGGGCUUCGAGGAUUAUUCUCUCUACAGUAACCUGAGCGAGGAUGAACUGCUACAGCUUGCCAUCGAGCGUAGCCUGACCGACGCAAACUGCAGCAACGCCAACGCAACCUCCAGAGACGCCAACCAACCCAGACACAGCUCCCAUAAUCCACCUGCAAACUACACGUCCCAUAAUCCACCUGCAGCCCAGACCAUUGUUCAUUACAGUUCUCCAAAUCCUCCGAGUGAAAAGCCUCCUGAUCUGAAGACGUUUGAUGGGACAGUCAGUCGCUUCAUGACGGGAUCAGGGAAGAGGAUGGUAGCUUAUCGCAGAGCUGACGGCACUCUGGUUCACAUCGCUCCAGAACCUGAGGAGGAGGAGGAGCCUCUGUUCAGAGCGAUCAGUGUUGGAGAUGCGAGCAGAGUGAAAGCUUUAGUGAUGAGUCCAGGAACAAACCUGAUGCUGCCGAGUAAACCAGGCUGGCUUGCUAUUCACCAGGCGGCGUGGUACGGCCAGGACACCUGUCUGAGAGUCCUGCUGUCAGCUCAGCCUGGGAUGAUCAACAAGCGAACGGAGCGUGGAGAGUCAGCGCUGCUGGUUGGCGUCAGCAAAGACCAGCUACGAUGUGUUCAGGUGCUGCUGGAAAAUGGAGCUGACCCUGACAUCACAAACUACGAAAGAGAGACUCCACUCUAUAAAGCCUGUGAGAGGAACAGUGCUGCGAUGGUGGCAGUGUUGUUGAACCAUGGAGCUGCGGUAAACACUCACUGUAUUCAGGGUUGGACGGCACUGCAGGAAGCUGUGGUUCGAAACAACGUGGAGAUCUGUGAGAUGCUGCUGAAGGCUGGAGCCAAACACAGCCUCACCAACAUGUAUGGCAUCUCACCACUGUUCAGCGCUGCUCAGACUGGGCAGGCCGCCACGCUGCGCUUCCUCCUCAAACAUGGUGCAGAUAUCAACAGUCAAGCUGCUGAUGGAGCCACCGCUCUGUAUGAAGCUGCUAAAAAUGGACAUGAGGAAAUUGUGAAGCUCCUCCUCUCACAAAACGCAGACGCCAACAAACCUGGAAAGACCGGAUUAUUACCACUUCACAUUGCUGCCCAGAGAGGAAGUGACAUUAUAGUGUCCUUGUUGAUCUCAGCCACCAGUAAGGCCAGAAUCAGGCGGACCGGGAUCAGCCCUCUCCACAUGGCGGCUGAGCGUAACCGUGAUGAAGUGCUCGAGGCUCUGAUUGAGGCGGGCUUUGACGUAAAUGCACAGCUGUCUGAAGAAAGAUCAAAGCUGUAUGAGGACCGCCGCAGCACGGCGCUCUACUUCUCUGUCAUCAACAAUAACAUCGACGCUGUGCGCAUGCUGUUGACAGCUGGUGCUGACCCCAACCUGGACGCGUUCAAGCCGCUGAUGGUGGCAGCGAGGCUGGGCUGCAUCCAGACUGUCACCCUGCUAGUGGAGCAUGGAGCAGACAUCAAUGCCUCAAUCCCCACUCACCCCACUACCUUCCCCGCCGUCUACAUGUUCUCCAUGAAGUACCUUACCAUGUUCAAGUACUUGCUGGACCACGGAGGCCACGCCCUCUCCUGCUUUGGAUGUGUCUAUGGCAACAAACCUCAUCCACCAAUAAAAACCACCCGAUCAGAGAGGGACGACCUGACAGAGACGCUGCCAAGGAGAGGCGUUCAGUUCUGUGAGAUGAUUUCAGUCCCCAGUAUCUGUCGGUGGGCGGGGCCAAUCAUUGACAUCCUACUGGACUACGUUGGUCAUGUGACUCUGUGCUCCAGACUGAUGGAACACCUUGACAGUUACUCUGACUGGAGUGUCAUCAAGGAGAAAGCAGCUCCCCCGCGGCCACUGAUGCAGCUCUGCAGGCUGCAGAUACUGCAGCUGGUUGGAAGUCGACGUGUGAAGAAAUUAACGCUUCCUGGAGGUUUGAUCCGCUUCCUGCAGCACCAAGAGGGCUUGCUGGACGACUGCUGACUUACA